This is a messenger RNA of Ilex paraguariensis (yerba mate), 2265 nucleotides long. Lineage: Eukaryota; Viridiplantae; Streptophyta; Magnoliopsida; Aquifoliales; Aquifoliaceae. The record is from the annotation of a GenBank genome assembly.
AUGGCGGUCCGCUGGUACAAAGCAAGCACCUUGAAAUGCACUUUGAUAACCUUCGGGAGCAGACCUCAGUGGCAGCGCUGGAAUCAUCCAAUCAGACCAUGCACUCCCCAUUUCGCAUGUGCCCCAUGCCGUUUUGUCUCAACACUGAAACGCAAGACCUCUCUCACCCCAGACCUCCUUUCAUUGAACAAAAAAAUUACCCAGUUGAUCCGAACAGGCCGAGUUGAAGAUGCAAGGAUGUUGUUCGAUAGAUUGAGGCAUCGAAACACAGUAACCUGGAAUUCGAUGAUAAGUGGGUACGUCCAACGCAGAGAGAUAACCAAGGCUCGAAGACUGUUUGACGAAAUGCCCCAUAGAGACGUAGUGUCCUGGAAUUUGAUGAUCUCUUGUUAUAUGUCGUGUCUUGGGAACAUAUAUGUAGAGGAAGCUAAGUAUUUGUUCGACCAAAUGCCCGAUAGAGACUUUAUUUCUUGGAAUACGAUGAUUACUGGGUAUGCUAGAAAUGGUAAAAUGGAUGAAGCUUUAAACCUAUUCCAUAGCAUGCCUGAUCGGAAUGUUACAUCUUGGAAUGCAAUAAUUACUGGUUUCUUACAAAAUUGUGAUGUGAAAAGUGCUAUUGAGUUUUUUGAUAGGAUGCCUGAGCGUGACGCGGUUUCUCUUAGUGCACUUGUGUCUGGUCUUAUUCAGAAUGGGGCAUUAGAUGAAGCUGAAAGGUUUCUGAUUACAUUCGGUAAAAGGGAUGAUGAGCGGGAAGAUCUGGUUCAUGCUUAUAAUGCUUUGAUAGCUGGAUAUGGUCAGAAAGGAAGGGUUGGUGAUGCUCGACGCCUGUUUGAUCAAAUCCCCUUUUAUCCUGAUUGUCGAAAAGGAGGUGAUGGUAGGUUUGUGAGAAAUGUGGUGUCGUGGAAUUCCAUGAUCAUGUGCUAUGUAAAAGCAAGGGAUAUUAUCUCUGCUCGGGAACUCUUUGACCGAAUGAUGGACCGAGAUACUUUCUCCUGGAACACCAUGAUUAGUGGGUAUGUUCACAUAUCGGAUCUGGAAGAGGCUUCAAAUCUCUUUUCUAGAAUGCCGAAUCCUGAUACAUUGUCUUGGAAUUCGAUGAUCUCGGGGUAUGCCCAAAUGAGUAACUUGAAACUUGCUUGCGACUUUUUUGAGAGGAUGCCCCAAAAAACCCGCAUUUCGUGGAACUGUAUCAUAGCAGGAUGUGAAAAAAAUGCCGACUAUGACGGAGCAAUUAAGCUUUUCAUCCAGAUGCAAAUGGAAGGAGAAAAACCAGAUUGUCACACUUUGUCUUCACUUCUUAGUGUUUGUGCUGAGUCUGUGGCUCUGCAUCUGGGAAUGCAGAUUCAUCAGCAGGUCAUGAAGAUUGUUAUUCCUGACAUCCCGUUAAAUAACUCCCUCAUUACUAUGUAUGCAAGAUGUGGGGCAAUAAUUGAGGCGAGAACUAUUUUUGAUGAAAUGAAAUUUGAGAAACAUGUAAUCUCUUGGAAUGCUAUGAUUGGUGGGUAUGCAUCCCAUGGAUUUGCAAAAGAGGCUCUAGAACUUUUUGAAUUAAUGAAGCAGCUUAAAGUGCAGCCAACUUAUGUCACAUUCAUUGCGGUUUUGAAUGCGUGUGCUCAUGCUGGCCUAGUGGAACUAGGUCGGAUGCAUUUUAAAACCAUGGUUAGUGAAUUUGGUAUUGAACCAAGGGUAGAACAUUUUGCCUCUCUUGUUGAUAUAGUGGGCCGGAAUGGACAGGUUGGGGAGGCCAUGAAUUUGAUUAAUAGUAUGCCAUUCGAGCCAGACAAGGCUGUUUGGGGUGCAUUGUUGGGUGCUUGCAGGGUGCACAACAACGUGGAGUUAGCCCGAGUUGCAGCAGAAGCAUUGAUGAGGAUUGAACCAGAAAGCUCAGGCCCAUAUGUGUUGCUAUAUAAUAUGUAUGCUGAUGUUGGGCAAUGGGAUGAUGCCAAUGAAGUCCGGAUGAUGAUGGAGAGAAAUAAUAUUAGAAAGGAACCAGGGUACAGCUGGGCAGACUUUAGUGGCUGAUGAGGUUUAUACUCCAACAAGAAGUUGCAACCAUGAGUUCUAAGAUUUGAAUUCUAUUGCAAGUGGCUGCUGUUUCUGGCCACAACCUGCCAAGAGGUCGUGUUCACAAAGGUUUCCUUCCGGGCUAAUCCAGGAUAGAGUCAAAUCACGAACAUGUUGCAUGCCUGCUAUCAUCGUGACACAAUUAUCCACCAUUAAUGAAGGCCAACAGUUGAAAGUUAAAAAAAAGCUACAUUCAAUCUG